AUGUCCGGUCUGCCGUCAGAUGAGGUCGCCGAAGACUACAAGGGUUCUUUGGAAGACCUUGUAUCGAACGACAGAUAUCAGAUUUCGAACUUGACCCUGAUCGCAAAAGAGAACAUCGAGCAUGCCGAAGCAAUCUCCAGAGUCCUACAGAAUCACAUCAACAGAGCACCUCCAGCACGCAAGUUACCCGCUCUGUAUGUUUUGGACUCGAUUGCCAAAAAUGUCGGGUCGCCUUACACGGUCUACUUUGGCCGGAAUCUUCAUCAGAUCUUUAUGCUCGCGUACUCGCAGGUCGACGCUGCUGUUCGCCGGAAGCUCGAGGAGAUGCUGAAAACCUGGCGAGAACCAGUACCUGGGUCACUCUCUACCACUCCUGUCUUUCCCAUUGCAAGCACACAGACUAUUGUCGACAGCCUCAACAAAUUUCGGAGUGCAACGCCCGGCGGCAACCGAUAUCAGUCGACUCCUAUCCAGGGGCAGACUGCCAGAGUCGCUUCUGUUCAGCCAUACCGUCACACACCAACACCGCCCCAGUCGUUACCUCAGCUUCCGCCGAGUCUCGCUGCACAGGUUCGGAGCCCUCAGCCACAGAUAGCCGUGCCUGCGACUCCCUAUACACAAACACCGCCGGUGUCGUACGGUCUGCCCUAUCCGCCACAGUCAGCCCCUGCUCCAUAUUUUCAGCCGCCUCCAUUUGUGCAGACUCCCCAGUAUCCGCCUCCUACUCCUCAGCCUGGGCUCCUUGCUGGAAGUAGUGUCAACCUGCAGAAACUAAAUGCGGAUAUUGACGACCUCACUACUGAUGCCAAAAUCGAAUGCGCAACGCACCCGUUGGAUACUGGAGCUCAACGGAAGCUGGCCAGUCUUCAGACCUUGAAGGAGAUCUUGGACAGCGGCAACGCCUCCGAAAGUGACUUGGUGGAUAUACGGAACACAGUGUCGCAAAAGAUGGCAGAGAAGAGGGCUAUCAACCACCAAUCUCCACUGCCAGUGAUGGUGCAGCCAGUUCACAAUCCCUAUGUCCCUCCCCAACCAGCUGUCCAACCCACUCCUCUACUUGCUCAAGCUCCCGUCCCUACUCCAGCCCCGACAGCCCUGUUCAAUAGCACCAAUCUAGCCGAGCUCCUCCGUGCAACUGCGGACCAGCAGCAAGCAACAUUUCCUUCGAACUACCCUCCACCAGCUCAGUCUGGUGUAGCCACCCCACAGUACAACGUGCCGGCACCUCCACCUGUAAGCGAAAAUCCGCUUAUUGCGCAGCUCCGAGCAUCCGGGCUCCUGUCUGCGGCACCUACUCCACCACAGGGAGUGACACCGCCUGUUCCAGCUAUUCCCAACUUUGCCCUCGAUGCGAACGUCGAAGUAAGACUGACUUCGGCCUCGAUCCGAAUCUCGCGGCCGGCAAAAAUAGUUGCAUUUUUGAAUGCCCGACCGAACCAAUGUAGCACUUGUGGCAGGAGAUUCAUGUCCGAUGAAGCUGGCAGAGAAAAGAAGGCGCGACACCUGGACUGGCACUUCAAGACUAAGGCUAGGAUGCUGGAGGCGGAGAAGCGAGGCCAGAAUCGGAGUUGGUACGUCGACGAACGAGAAUGGAUUGCGACCAAAGAGUACGAAGAUGAGGCUGGGCCAGCCGAUGGGAAUGGAAAUCCCGCUGCGGCAGUCGCGAAGAAGAAGCCACAGGAUUUCGUGCGAGCUCCAGCCGACCCGGUUCUACGGUCAUUACCAUGUCCUAUUGAUCAAGAGCCAUUCAAAAGCGAAUGGAGCGAGGAGGUGCAGGACUUCAUAUGGAAAGACGCGGUACAAGUUGGAAACCGGAUCUACCAUUUGUCUUGCUAUACAGAAGUGACCAAAGGCAGAGACAAAGAUGGAGUUAGUACUCCAGUCGCAGGAAUUGGCCGCACCGCGACACCUGAUUCCGUGUUGGGUAAAAGAAAGGCGGAAGAGGACCCAGGUAGCAUCAAGUCGCGGAUCAAACUUGAGUCUGCCCAAGCGUAG
Molecule: messenger RNA, 1995 nt
Organism: Cladophialophora carrionii CBS 160.54
Lineage: Eukaryota; Fungi; Ascomycota; Eurotiomycetes; Chaetothyriales; Herpotrichiellaceae
Exons: 2
Coding region: 1-1995 (664 amino acids)
Biological process (GO): termination of RNA polymerase II transcription
Cellular component (GO): cytoplasm; mRNA cleavage factor complex
Molecular function (GO): RNA polymerase II complex binding; mRNA binding
Source: RefSeq, a predicted model, not a curated record